Molecule: messenger RNA, 390 nt
Organism: Prorocentrum cordatum
Lineage: Eukaryota; Dinophyceae; Prorocentrales; Prorocentraceae
Source: the annotation of a GenBank genome assembly
AUGGACGAGAAGAAGUGUGCCGGGAAGAGGGCGAGCAUCGGUUGCAAGCUCAUCCAGCAGUUGGGCUCCAUGAGCGUGGACCGAGCUACCCUGGCCGAAGCCGCAAGCCUGGAUCCUGGGAGCUCCGAGCUCUCAACUGCCGCGACAGAGUUAGCAGAAAACCUCGGCGACGCCUCUCCGCCAUCGUCCUCCUUCUUGGAUGCGGGAGCAGGUGUGGCUCUCGAGCAGCAUUUGGGCAAUCCGAUAUUUGCAGCUAUCAUAAUCAACAAUGGCAGGAGGGGCGGUUAUCGCGGAGGAGGCGGUGGGUUGAACGCAGGUGGUGAGCAGUUGUUCACGGGCAUGUUGGUCUUCAUGAUUCUCUUCAUGGGGUUGCUGGUGCUGAUUGCCUGA